Vitis riparia (riverbank grape) is the source of this 1003-nucleotide messenger RNA. Its product is annotated as probable N-acetyl-gamma-glutamyl-phosphate reductase, chloroplastic. NCBI's taxonomy places the organism in Eukaryota, Viridiplantae, Streptophyta, Magnoliopsida, Vitales, Vitaceae. The record is from RefSeq and is a predicted model, not a curated record. The transcript is spliced from 7 exons. Gene Ontology annotation, biological process: amino acid biosynthetic process. Gene Ontology annotation, molecular function: oxidoreductase activity, acting on the aldehyde or oxo group of donors, NAD or NADP as acceptor; protein dimerization activity. The coding region runs from base 143 to 721 and encodes 192 amino acids.
UCAAACCCCUUUGGGUAACUGCAAUUAUUCUCUAGAUUUAAUAUCUGAACCAUCCAUUGCCAACAGAAGCUUGCCAUGCAUAGUUUCUGACUGGACCAUUCUUGGGGGUCUCGUCUUCUCAGAUGUCCCUAUUAAGUGCCCUAUGUUUUUCAGAUUUGCCUUUGGUUUGCAGGCUAAUCUCAUUGAAACAAGAAAUCUCAUUAUUGAUGCAAAAUCUGGUGUGAGUGGAGCAGGUCGUGGUGCCAAGGAGGCAAAUCUGUACACUGAAAUAGCUGAAGGCAUUCAUUCUUAUGGUAUUACAAGGCAUCGCCAUGUUCCUGAGAUUGAGCAGGGACUUUCAGAUGCUGCACAUGCAAAAGUGACUGUCAGCUUCACUCCUCACCUAAUGCCAAUGAGCCGUGGUAUGCAAUCAACUAUAUAUGUGGAAAUGACCCCAGGAGUCACAAUCGAGGAUUUGUACAAACAAUUAAAGAUUGCCUAUGAGGACGAAGAAUUUGUAAUUUUGCUGGAGAAAGGAGUUGUUCCUCAUACUCGAAAUGUCCGUGGAUCCAAUUACUGUCUUCUGAAUGUCUUUCCUGAUCGAAUCCCUGGACGAGCAAUUAUAGUAUCUGUUAUUGAUAAUCUUGUGAAGGGAGCUUCUGGUCAAGCCUUGCAGAAUCUUAAUGUGAUGAUGGGAUUGCCUGAGAAUACAGGACUUCUCUACCAGCCAUUGUUUCCAUAAGAUAUUCUACCUUAAAGGGUAACUAUGGCACGGAAUCCGUAUCUUGAAGCCACUGCAGUGGUCAAAGAGCUUGCAAAUGGAAACCCAGUAUUGUAGAACAUUGUUGGGACAUGUAUUUAUAAACAGUUUUUCCUUUAGAAGCUAUUUAUGCUGUUAAACAGUUGAUCCUCGAAACAAUCUUGGGUGCCAGAUCUUCUUGUUAGGGUUGAUAAAAUAAUGGUUCAUCUUUGUUAGAAUGAUUUUUAAUUGCAAUAAGGACUCUGCCUCUCGACUUCCCAGGAA